AGAACUUUUCAAAUAGUUAUUUUUCUAGCAUUGUUUGUGUUUUUAUCUCCUUCUGUUUAUUCUUUACCGUUGUCAACAAAAGGAAGGUGGAUCAUUGAUUCGACAACAGGGCGUCGAGUGAAGCUUGUGUGUGUGAAUUGGCCUUCCCACACACAGAGCAUGCUAAUAGAAGGUCUCAACCACAGGCCAUUAAAAGAGCUAGCAGAUGAGGCAAUCAAGUUGAGGUUUAAUUGUGUACGACUCACGUAUGCAACUCAAAUGUUCACUCGUUAUGCAAAUAGGACAGUUGAAGAGAAUUUUGACCUUCUUGAUUUAGAGACAGCAAAAGCUGGAUUGGCUCAAAAUAAUCCUUUUGUGUUGAACAAGACUAUUGCUGAAGCUUAUGAAGCCGUUGUUGAUGUGCUUGGAGAGAGUGGUUUAAUGGUGAUUGCUGACAACCAUAUUAGCCAACCAAGAUGGUGUUGCUCUCUUGACGAUGGCAAUGGUUUCUUUGGAGACCGCUAUUUUGACCCUCAAGAAUGGCUACAAGGUCUUAGCUUAGUUGCUCAACGCUUUUCCAAGAAAUCAACGGUGGUUGGAAUGAGCCUACGUAAUGAGAUACGAGGAACCAAUGAAAAUGCAAAUGAUUGGAACAAUUAUGUUACUCAAGGAGUAACAACAAUCCACAACAUUAACCCAAAUGUUUUAGUGAUUGUUUCGGGCCUAAAUUAUGAUAAUGAUCUUCGAUGCUUAAAAGAGAAGCCCUUGAAUGUAAGCACCUUAGACAACAAGUUGGUUUUUGAGGUGCACUUGUAUUCGUUCAGUGGAGAUUCAGAGAGUAAAUUUAUAAACCAGCCACUAAAUAAUAUUUGUGCAAAUAUUAUCAAUGGCUUUGUAGACCAUGCUGAAUUCGUAACGGAAGGAUCAAACCCAUUUCCUUUGUUCGUCAGCGAAUAUGGGUAUGAUCAGAGAGAGGUUAACGAUGCAGAAAACCGCUUCAUGAGUUGCUUCACAGCUCAUCUUGCACAAAAAGAUUUAGAUUGGGCAUUAUGGACUUGGCAAGGUAGCUAUUAUUACAGGGAAGGUCAAGCAGAGCCGGGAGAAACUUUUGGAGUUCUCGACUCCAAUUGGACUCAAAUUAAAAAUCCUAACUUUGUCCAGAAGUUUCAACUAUUGCAGACUAUGUUACAAGAUCCAAAUUCCAAUGCAUCGUUUUCGUAUGUUAUAUAUCAUCCACAAAGUGGCCAAUGCAUCCAAGUCUCAAAUGACAACAAAGAUAUUUUCAUGGGUAAUUGCUCCAUCUCAAGUCGAUGGACUCAUGACAAUGAUAGCACUCCAAUUAGGAUGUCGAGCACUAGUUUAUGCUUAAAAACCAGCGGAGAAGGUCUUAUGCCAUCUCUCUCAAUAGAUUGCUUAGGCCCACAGAGUUCUUGGAGCGCCAUUUCAAACACUAAGCUUCAUUUGGCCACCAUAGCUCCAAAUGGGAAAAGUCUUUGCUUGCAGGUCGAAAGCUCUAAUUCUUCAAAAAUUGUGACAAACUCAUGUAUUUGCACUAAUGGUGCUCCAAAUUGCCUCCAAGACACCCGAAGUCAAUGGUUUGAACUUGUUAAAACCAACGCAUUGUGAGUUGCUUAUGUAUUCCGAAGAAUAAAUAUAUGACAGGCCCAACUUUGAA
Cucurbita moschata (crookneck pumpkin) is the source of this 1654-nucleotide messenger RNA. Its product is annotated as major extracellular endoglucanase-like. Gene Ontology annotation, molecular function: hydrolase activity, hydrolyzing O-glycosyl compounds. NCBI's taxonomy places the organism in Eukaryota, Viridiplantae, Streptophyta, Magnoliopsida, Cucurbitales, Cucurbitaceae. The transcript has 3 exons. The record is from RefSeq and is a predicted model, not a curated record. Bases 160 to 1605 code for a protein of 481 amino acids.